AUGAGGCGCGCGCCUGCGGUUGAGGAGGAGGGGGCGGCAAGAAGGCAACGGCUGCGCGGGCCCCGCUUGCCCCACGCACCCCCACCGACCUCGCUCUUUUCUGCUGGCCUUGGGGGUGUGUGUCCCCCCCCCUUCCUCUCCCUGCCCUGCCCCACAGCCAGGGUGGAGCAGGGCUCUGGGCAACUCCUCCGUUGGCUCAUGAGGUCAUCUGCCUGGACCAGGCUGUGGCUGCUGCUACUGCACUCUUCUCUGACUGAUGCGCUGGAAGACUCCCCAGAGGUUCUGUGAAGAUGGUUGUCCCUGGAAGUGCCCCUAUAAUUCAGCCAGAUCACAGUCUUGGAACUGAACUGGGCCGGGACUCCACAGAGAAUUCCGCAAUGGGGCCAGAUGCAGAACCAAUGACUGACCAAGUGGGACCUGAGCUGGAGGAAGUGCGGAAACUGCAGGAACUUGUGAGGAGACUUGAGCUCCAGAAUCAGCAAUUGAGAACUAGAAGCCUUCGAAGUGUGCCGGAGGCAAAAGUGCUGAGCCAAGCUGGCACUGGAGUGGAUAAUUGCAAUACCAGGCUCAAUGGAAUGGAAAUGAAUAAUAGCAUCAACGCUCUGAUGGAUAAGCAGGAGUUGCAGAUAGUGGCAGACCUGCACUCUGCACUGAGUAAAAUGAGGUCAGAAGUAGAAGAGAGUGGUGAAUUCUUGAAAAAGGAUGUGGAGGCCACAGUGCAACACAGCUGUUCUAGUGCUUCUGGGGAAAAGCCUCCAAACACAAAGUUUGCAAGCAAUACAGAAAUGCAGAGCAGCGAUGGUAAUACCAAUGACUUCUCUAACUGGGACUGUGGUAGCACAGUGCUGGUAGAAGACUUCACAACCACAGGUGUUGAGCCGGCACUGAGGAUGAGUGAAGGGAGUACUGAUGUAGAAGAUCUCUUCAACGAGACAACUCUGGAUGAAGUGGAAGUCUUAGAGCUUGAGAAUGGCAGCGAUGAAGAGGACAGCUGGCUGUAUGUCUCUCCAAGAAAGUCAUCUACAGAUGAAAAGGAAUCACCUCUGAAGUGGUGUAGGCAGGUGUUGGACCAUCCCAGUCCUGAGACGGAGGCAGCCUGCCGUACCCUUCUCAGUAGACUUGACCAAGCCAGUAGGUGGAAAUCCCUGUAUUGCAGUCCACUGGCGUCUCCAAGUGUGCAUAACUUGAAUACAGACACAGGGUCCUGUAGCAAUGCACUAAACUCUCCUGGGCACUACAAAUCAACUAAUAAACCACUACUAACUUGUGGCAGCUCAGGUUAUUUGAGCAUGCAUUCGGCACUGAGCUCUCAGUCUUCUGUUGACAGUGAACUCAGUACCUCAGAUGACUCCAUCUCAAUGGGAUAUAAACUGCAGGAUUUGACUGACGUGCAGGUCAUGGCCCGCCUGCAGGAGGAAAGUCUUCGUCAGGACUGUGCCUCCAGCUCAGCCUCAGUUUCCCGCCGCAGUUCAAGUGCCUCGUUGCAUUCCUUGCGCCGAGGCACCUACAGCGACCAGGACUUUGACACAUACAGUUUGGAGGAUGAGGAUGAUGACUGCUCCCUUUCCUAUCACAGCAGCCACAGAUAUUCACCAUCCCCUCUCAGUUCUCCGCGGUGCCAGUCCCCAUCCUCCAACACAGACUAUGGCAGGGCAGCCGGCCCCCGGAUCCGGCCCCCACGGAGAACAAUGCAAAGUUCCAUGCAAGACAGGCUGAAAUACUCUGGGAAUGAAGAAGAGCUACGGCACAGCAUGCCUAACUUAGCCAGAACAGGUCUGCGCUCCUUGGAGUCUGUAAGGAACAGCCGGAGCUUGGAGUCAGAUCUGCAGGUUCCGAGUAACAGGCUCUCCAGAAUCCAGCAGCCCGCGUCUAGUCUGGCUCCAAGUAAGCUCCGCUAUUCCUCUGGUGCUGGGCAGUCCCCCUUAACAGUCCGACAGCCGAUGAAAGCAGGCUCCUGUGCAAACUCUCUCCUAACAUCACGGCAGCCAGUCCGAGCCACCGGUUAUGCCAGUCCUGCUGGCAGAGUCCGAAAGCUGCCGUCUUCCACACUCAGUGCAGGUUCUGCAAGUAGCAGCAGUUCUCUGGCCAGAAGCAACAGCGUGGCCACCGGAGCAAAAAAUUCCUUGGCUAAAGGCCGAGCAUCAGUUGGGGGAACAUCUUCCCCAAAGAGCAAACUGAUCCAGCCAGCCAAAAGCAGAUUCCCAAAGGCCAAUGUUUCUGCUGAUGACUCUUGGAAAGAUGGGUGUUACUGAACUGAUUUGAAGAUGCUGAUCCACAGACAACGAGUAGCGGGUAAGGCGUUGAACAGGAGCUCAGCUGGCUGGGCAGAAGGAGGCGAACGCCACUCCUCUCUCCGUGAUCACUGGACUUAAUUGACUGGCACAAUCUCUCCCAACUUGGACCACCUCUUGCCUUCACUUUGUCUCGAUGGUGGCAAUGGGACUGCUGUUCUGUUCUUGCUGCUGAGCCUAGAGGACUGUUUGGAAGUAGCCUGUGUACACAUGAAGACUUGCUCAUAUGUCCAUAGCGAGAGAAGAGCAGCCUGGAUCGGCGGCUCUGUACCAGCAAGAAGCUUGCAGAGGGCCAGAGCAAUAGGUGUAAUUAGAACCGCUUACAGUGUCACCUGGAGCACCCUAACUUCCUUGGAAAUGCAGAGGGUUUUUUUACUUGUCCUGUAAUAGGAGGUGUCUGUUAUUAUUGUAGAGGCUGAACCCAGUUUUUAUAAUUGGUAGUACACUUGAUUUGUAUCACCUGUCACAGGAGAGUGUCUUAAGCUUUAUAAAGCAGUACCACCACCACCCCGGAUUGCAGGGCGGUUGUGUACCUAUUUGCUCUUUUCCAUAUCUUCAGUCAGGCAAGACCUGGCCUUGUUCUGCCUUGGUGUGAGUGGCAGUACCACUUCUGAAACCUGAACACACACCUGAAGUAUGUGUUUCCCCUCCUCUCUCUAGUAUCUUCACCUAAACCCAGAUACACAGAUGCCCCUUCCUGAUUUUGUACCAGUCUUUUCUACCGUGUCUCUUUUCUUUUUUGGAUGAAGGAAUUCUGGUUUUUAAACUCAAUCAGUGGCUGCUGGAGCUUGCUGAAUGCAAGAACACAAUCAUUGUACCUGGGAAUGCACACUGGCCUGCCAGCCCUACUUUCUGCUGCCAAUGUGACUUGAUAUUGUAGUUAAUAAAUGUAAAGGGGCUAGUAGUACCUUGUCUUUAGUAGCAAA
Messenger RNA from Hemicordylus capensis (graceful crag lizard), 3217 nucleotides. Its product is annotated as SLAIN motif-containing protein-like. Gene Ontology annotation, cellular component: microtubule plus-end. Gene Ontology annotation, biological process: cytoplasmic microtubule organization; positive regulation of microtubule polymerization; microtubule nucleation. Lineage: Eukaryota; Metazoa; Chordata; Lepidosauria; Squamata; Cordylidae. The transcript is spliced from 10 exons. The record is from RefSeq and is a predicted model, not a curated record. Bases 291 to 2252 code for a protein of 653 amino acids.